This is a messenger RNA of Raphanus sativus (radish), 705 nucleotides long. RefSeq lists its product as uncharacterized. Gene Ontology annotation, molecular function: nucleic acid binding; RNA-DNA hybrid ribonuclease activity. The transcript has a single exon. NCBI's taxonomy places the organism in Eukaryota, Viridiplantae, Streptophyta, Magnoliopsida, Brassicales, Brassicaceae. Bases 1 to 705 code for a protein of 234 amino acids. The record is from RefSeq and is a predicted model, not a curated record.
AUGGAGGACAAGAGCCGACCCCAGGUGAUAACGCGAUCUAUCCCGUGGAUCAUAUGGCUAAUCUGGAAGAAUAGGAACUCAAUCCUAUAUGCUGAUACACAAGUCUCAAAGGAUAAAGCAUUAAGCAACAUGAUGCAGAAAGUAGAACAAUGGUUCAUCCUUAACUGUCCUGCAGUACAGAACACGGGGGAGAGGAUCAACAUUGAGAUAUGGCGCCCACCAGAGGAGGGGGUUAUAAAAUGUAAUGUUCACGCAAACUGGCGCAAUGCAGUCCUGCACAGUGGAGUAGCUUGGAUAGCAAGAGACGAGUCGGGGAACGUGUCACACCAUGCUCGAGAUGCGAUCAUCAACACACCCAAUCGACUGAUAGCAGAGCUACAGUGUGUGAGUUGGGCCCUUAAUAGUUUAUCUGACCUUGGAGUGACGAAGGUGAUCAUUACGUCGGACUACAAGGAGGUAAUGGAAGCUUUAAAAUCUCCUAGACAAUGGCCAAGAUACAGAGACUUAAUACAUCAAGUGUUAAAGCUCAAAGACAAGUUUGUGAUGGUGGCAUUUGAGACUGAAAGCGUCUCUGCAAAUGGGAUUGCAAGAGACAUAGCGAGAAGUGUAUUAAGAGAUGGAAGAUUCCAAUCCUACUUAGUAUUGGGAGGUCCAUCUUGGCUGCAUGAUAGGCUUGCGAGAGAAAGGAAUGGAAACAGCAUUUGA